UUGUCUGAAGAUGCUGACAAGAGCUGAACUUCUGUCUUUAACCAAACAAGUUCACCAGCUAACAUUGAUGUAACAUGUUUUUACCUGAAAUUACACCAAUCUCCAAAGAGUAACCUGCUCACCAUCAUCAUACAAUUUCCUCCACCUGAACUGACUGUGUAUCCACAGCAGAUCACAGUUUCAGACUCAGUCAUAGUGAACUGUGGGACUCCUUCAUCUGUUUCUGUGGAGAAUUGUUUUUUAUAUUUCAUAAACUCAAAGAUGUCCAGAAGCAUUUCCUGUGAGCAAACACUGAUUACAGGAAGUGAGCUCCUGAUGAUGACACAUCAAACUUCACCUGCUGAGGUUGAAUUAAAAUGUUAUUACAUGGUGAAGCGUGGAGGACUGCAUCAGUCUCCAUACAGCAAAACGUCUACAGUCACCGUCCACAAUGUUCAGGAAACAGAAUCGACCAAGUUUCAGAGAGUAACGACUGUCAGUGUGACUGAUGGUCAAACAUUUAGGACAACAGUGGAAACAGAAAGUCCAUUUUCUGAUCCCCCAUCAUCAGUGAAUCCUUCAUUAUUUGGUACAACAGAUACAAGUGGAAGUACCACAGUCAACACUUUAGGCUCAGUUUCUACUUUGUCAACGUCACCAUCAGAGGCACCAGUGAGUCACAUAACUGAUGUAAGUGAGUCAGAUUUACUCACACAACCUUUGACCCCUGCCCAGAAAGACUUGACGACCUCCCAGACCAUCGUCCCAGUGUUCCCAGUUUCCACUGUGAUGAUGAUCUGGAGGUUCAUUGCAGUUGGAUUGAUCUCUUUAAUCCUGAUUGGAUUGACUCUAAAAUGUUGCAUAAGCAGAAUGGAGAAAUGUUUUUCAAAAAGAUCAAAAGCUGAAGUUUCAGUGGAGCAGAUCCAGAUGUCUGGUCUGAACAACAGAGAUGAGUGACGACUGAACCUCAUCCAUCCAAACUUGUUUUAUCUCAUGUAAUUUUAAAAUACAGCAGCAUCUCUAUAACAAAGCUGUUUGAAUUUACCAUAAUUUUUUUAUAUGUUUUCAUUAAAAAUACGUAUAAAAUCUGUUAAAAAUGCCAUGAUGAAUAAAAUG
This is a messenger RNA of Poeciliopsis prolifica (blackstripe livebearer), 1095 nucleotides long. Its product is annotated as mucin-2-like. Bases 262 to 936 code for a protein of 224 amino acids. The record is from RefSeq and is a predicted model, not a curated record. The transcript is spliced from 11 exons. NCBI's taxonomy places the organism in Eukaryota, Metazoa, Chordata, Actinopteri, Cyprinodontiformes, Poeciliidae.